AUGGAUACCGACUCUCUCUUGAAAGCGCUGAGCCAGGCUGCUUCUUCCCCACAUGUUCAAACAGACACCACGGAUAUUCAACGCCGGGAUAUUUACUAUGCAUGUCAAAAGCUCUCUACAAGUUUGGAGACCCCAAUUGAUCGGCUGAUGAGAAGUUCAUUUGAUUUUGUAUCGCCUCUUAUUCUCAGGGUAGCAAUAGACCUUGGGAUCUUUGAUCUUUUCAACCAAGAGUGUCAAUCCCACCGAGAAUUUGAUGUCUCCGAGAUUGUCAUCCACACAAAGAGUGGGGAGCCACUGAUAUCCCGGAUCAUGAGGUUUCUCAUUACGAUUCAUAUCAUUGACGUGACAGACGAUGGGAAGUGCAAAGCUAAUAGCUUCACCAAGACCAUUCGGCCGGGAACUGAGAUCCAUGCUCUGAUCAUAAUGCUCAGUACUAUACUAAAAUCAGUUGAUGAGGAUAGUGGCUUGUUUAUCCCACUCCUCGGCAGGCUCCCCGAAUAUCUGAAACACAAUGGACACACAGUCCCAGAAAAUCCCAAAAAUGGAGUGUUCCAGUAUGCUUAUAACACUGAGUCGCAUAUUUAUGAUUGGUUCAAUAAAAACAAACUGGAAGAGGACGCAUUCCAUCAAAUGAUGGCUAGCAGACCAAGCUCCCAUGGGGGUAUGUGGACAGACUAUAUCCCAGAUAAAUGGAUCCUUGAGAAGUUCCCAUCAGAAGUCCACUCUGAUGAGAUCACAAUCGUUGAUAUGGGCGCCAGUUCUGGUAAUGUUCUGGAUGCCGUCAAGAGAAGGCUGCCCUCGGAAAGUGUGCGACUGAUUCUGCAAGACCUCGAAGAUGUGACCGAAGGGAAGCACCAUGCUACAUCUUUGUGCCAAACGAAGAAAGGUGCGCCUGAAAACAUCGAAAAGAUGAAGCACAACUUUUUUGAUCCCCAGCCUGUCGAAGGUGCCAAUAUCUAUAUUCUGGCACGAGCGCUCCAUAAUUGGCCAGAUAAAGAAGCCUUGAUGAUUUUACAGCACAUUCAGGUCGCCAUGAACCAACAUUCAACUCUUCUUAUCUAUGACUGUGUGUUUCCAGACCGGCUAGAGGUUAUAUCCUAUAACGAUGUUGCCUCCGACAUGGUCAUGAUGGCGGCACUUGCAUCACUUGAACGCACCGAGGGACACAUCAAAAAACUUCUCCAUUCAGUUGGGCUUAAGGUGGUUAAUGUCUGGCGCAGUCCACAAGAUGAUGAUAAGCAAGCGAUACUGGAGAUUGUCCGAGAAGAUCAGCCUUCCACAUGA
Messenger RNA from Penicillium odoratum, 1284 nucleotides. RefSeq lists its product as uncharacterized. NCBI's taxonomy places the organism in Eukaryota, Fungi, Ascomycota, Eurotiomycetes, Eurotiales, Aspergillaceae. The coding region runs from base 1 to 1284 and encodes 427 amino acids. Gene Ontology annotation, molecular function: O-methyltransferase activity. The record is from RefSeq and is a predicted model, not a curated record. The transcript has 4 exons.